GUUGCAGAGAAUGCUAAUCCCCUGUCUCUCUCACAGAGACAGACGAGAGAGAGAGAGAGAGAGAGUCUAAUUGAACAGCAGAAGCUUCCAGAUGAAAUGGAAUUGGAGGUGCUUAGAAGAGUUCACGUCGCGCAAUAUUAGCUUAAAAAACAAGUCCUUUGGUUUUUAAUAUUCAAUCCCAAAGGGGCAGUUAAUAACUUAAUAGUCCAUACCUGACUAACCCAGGCCCGCCAAACAAAACCAAGCGCAGCGAGUGUUCAGAGAAAAGAAGAAAAACAAAGAAAGAAAGAUUUUCUUCUUUCAGUCCUCCCUAAUUUCGCUGAGCAAGAACAAGUUGAGGUACCAAAUCAUGUGAAAGUUUGCCCAACCGCGCAGUAAAGGUGGGUCACGGCUGAAUCUCCAAAGCUGCUGUUGAUUUUGAACAAUGAAGUGUUUCUCCUACUUCAGGGAUAAAAUCAGAAGCAGGGAACAAAGAUCAGCCCCGGAACUGAAAGGCCUUAACAAAGCAGAUAGUUCGCCAACGGGAGAUGGGGUGAUCAAAUCUUCAUUUUCGGCAACUUCUCCGCGUAGUAUCCCGGAACUCUAUGAAGAGAAGGCUCACAAUUUGCGAGUCUUCAUCUUCUCAGAUCUCAGAAAUGCUACUAACAAUUUCAGUAGGCUGCUUAAGAUUGGGGAAGGCGGAUUUGGGUGUGUGUAUAAGGGUUUAAUCAAGCCCGCGAAUGGGCAGGGUGAACAUAUUGUUGUUGCCAUUAAAAAGCUUAACAAGGAUGGCUUUCAGGGUCAUAAACAAUGGAUAGCAGAAGUACAAUUUCUUGGUGUUGUAGAGCAUCCAAACCUUGUCAAACUUAUUGGAUACUGUGCUGUAGAUGGAGAAAGAGGGAUCCAGCGGCUACUCGUCUAUGAGUUCAUGCCCAACAAAAGUUUAGAAGAUCAUCUUUUCAAUAAAGCAUACCCUCCUCUUUCUUGGCAAACAAGAUUGCAAAUAGUACUUGGAGCAGCUCAGGGAUUGGCUUAUCUGCAUGAAGAGUUGGAAGUCCAGGUGAUAUAUCGAGAUUUCAAAUCAUCAAAUGUGCUCUUGGAUAAAGAUUUCGAGCCAAAGCUUUCAGAUUUUGGUCUUGCUAGGGAGGGGCCGACAGCUGGAAAUACUCAUGUUUCAACAGCGGUUGUCGGGACACGUGGGUAUGCUGCCCCAGAUUACAUUGAAACAGGCCAUCUAACAACCAAGAGUGAUGUGUGGAGUUUUGGUGUGGUACUGUAUGAGAUCCUUACAGGAAGACGGUCAUUGGAAAGAAACCGACAGAGGACAGAGCAGAAACUUUUGGAUUGGGUAAAACAAUUCCCUGCUGAGAGCAGUAAAUUCAGCAUGAUAAUGGACCCGCGACUUGAAAACCAAUAUCGUACAAGUGCUGCUCGAAAAGUUGCUAAGGUAGCAGACAGUUGUCUAUUGAAGAGUGCAAAAGAUCGGCCAAAGAUGAGUCAAGUAGUAGAAAAUUUGAAGCAGAUAAUCCAAGCUUCAGACGAGGGAAGCUCUUCGAAGAAAAUUUUCGAGACUUUUAAAGAUGACCCAGAUGUCUCAGAUAAGAAGCCAAACCAAACAGAAGUCUCAGAAUCCUCAAAGAGACGGAUGGCCCAUCUGGCUAGACUAAGCGAGCAUGUAGACGGGAUCAGUAAAAGAGGACUUAUCAUUAUGCAGAGGGCUAAGGUCGUUGUUAAUUAGUUGAAGAGCAGGACAGUGAGUGAAAACUAUAAGUGAGCGAACUGGGGCGAAUGAUGAGAUCGGUAGCCGCAAGUGGUGGGAAAUUUUUCUGUAGAAAUCAAUAAGUUGUAUACUGCCUUUUGACAAGGUACAUGACAAUAACUGUCCUGAGAUCCUUGCCUUGUUUUUUUGGCCCAUGUAAAUGUGAUUUGAGGAGAUAGUAAGUUGUAGGCUUUGUAUGGGUCCUUGUUUAGUAGCUUGUUCAGUACAAACGAGAUGUAGGAACACUUUUGAAAUGUCAACAAUUAUAUAUACUCCUGCUGGUUCAGAAAUUUACUGAA
This is a messenger RNA of Malania oleifera, 2037 nucleotides long. RefSeq names its product probable serine/threonine-protein kinase PBL19. The transcript is spliced from 6 exons. Bases 425 to 1717 code for a protein of 430 amino acids. Gene Ontology annotation, molecular function: ATP binding; protein kinase activity. Lineage: Eukaryota; Viridiplantae; Streptophyta; Magnoliopsida; Santalales; Ximeniaceae. Gene Ontology annotation, biological process: protein phosphorylation. The record is from RefSeq and is a predicted model, not a curated record.